AUGAACUAUGCGUCGCCCGCCAAUAUCUUACACACUGCAUUGACGUGUAGCGCAGCGCCUGCAUUGAACGCCAUCUGGACCGACGAGUUCAUUUUCACGACGAUCGCGGACCCCCGCCUUGGUCAGUACGGCUCGAAGACCGGGAUCGUAUCUUCGCAAACGUGCACUCCCUCUACUACUACCCUCUCAUCGGUGCAAUAUACCUGCAAGCUCGCAAUCCUAGUAGGCCGCGUUAUGUCAUCGUCAACACCAUCGAGGGUGCACUCGGCACGUACAAAGUCCCAUAUAUCAUUCCUGUUUCUCCGCGGAAACUCGCACAAGCUUGCCAAAGGCUGUCUCGUCGCCGGCCGCGGCAUGAACGCUACCGCCGCCCACAUCUACAUCCGCGGCGAGCUCAUUCAAGAAGCGCGCCACCUCCAGCAAACUAUCGACGAGGCGUACAAAGCCGGUUUCAUCGGAAGGGACGCUUGCGAGGAGACGGAGCUUACUGCGAGAAGCGAGGGGAAGCAGGGAAGGCUGCGUUUGAAGCCGCCGUUUGCGGCUGACGUCGGCUUGUCUGGUUGCUCGACCGCCGCCGCAAACGUCGAGACUGUCGCCGUUGCACCUACCAUUGCACGGCGCGGCAGGGCGUGGUCUGCGGGCUUCGGACGCGAGCGUCACCCGUGCACCAAGCUAUUCUGUGUCUCGGGCCACGUCAACGGCCCGUGCGUCGAUGAGGAGGAGAUUUCGAUCCCGUUGAAGGAUCUCAUCGAGAAGUACCGCGGUGGUGUACGCGGUGGAGGGGAGAACUUGUUGGUUAUCGUACCGGGUGGCUCGUCCGUGCCGAUUAUUCCAAAGAAUACUUGCGCGCAGGUCCUGAUGGACGACGACUCGCUCACGGACGCGCAGACCGGUCUUGAGACGGGUGCUGUCAUUGUCAUGGCCAAGUCCACCGACCUCGUCGCCGCCAUUGCCCGCUUCGCUCCCUUCUACAAGCACGAGUCGUGUGUCGCGAGGGCGCGAGGGCACAACCUGGACGAUGAACGUGAUGGACAGGUUCAGGGGAGGACCGCAAAUGCGCACGCAAAAUCGGCAUGCUCCUCGAACUCUCCAAGCAGGCCGAAGGCUGCACAAUCUAUGCCCGCGGCGACGCAGCAACCUGGCCCAUGCGCCAUCCCCGCCCGCUCGCCGAGAACCGUAUCUCCCGCUUCCGCGCCACGAACCGUCUGGUUAUGUUCGGUGGACGGCUCGCGACACAUGUGGACCUCCGGAUGGCGUUGCCGGAUAAUUCGGGCGCGAGGUUGA
Peniophora sp. CBMAI 1063 is the source of this 1284-nucleotide messenger RNA. The record is from the annotation of a GenBank genome assembly. Lineage: Eukaryota; Fungi; Basidiomycota; Agaricomycetes; Russulales; Peniophoraceae.